Messenger RNA from Periconia digitata, 591 nucleotides. The record is from the annotation of a GenBank genome assembly. NCBI's taxonomy places the organism in Eukaryota, Fungi, Ascomycota, Dothideomycetes, Pleosporales, Periconiaceae.
AUGUGCGCUCUCGGCAAAACGCUAGUUGUGGCGCUAAUCCGUGUUGGGAACACAACCAUCAAAUUUCGUUUAUCGCCGCCUGCACUCUCGAUGUUCACUCAGCAUCAAUCUCAUGGUAGAUUCAAUCAGGAGUGCUUGGUUUGUUUCGAGUCUCAAAUAAUCGAUAGUACAUUUUUGACGUUCGCCCUCUUCGUCCCGGAAUGAUGAUAAUGAGAACAACAAUUUGAAUAAAACCCGAAAAACCAGCGAGAAUCUAAUCAAUGAAGCGGCAAGCUCCCUCAAUCUCUCUUCGGAGGUUGCGACGGAACAAAACAAGCUGAAGUAACUGUAUCUAUGAAUCCACAUGGGACACGAGCGACAAGUGCAUUCGAUAAAGCCAUGUUCCUUUUGAAAUGUACACGGGUUGUCAAAUUCACUAAGAUUGAUCAUGUGUUUAGCACCUACUACUGCCGUUUCCUUUGUCACACACGUAUACCUUCCUUCUAAACGUUCUGCUAUAGACUCAUCUACUAAUGUAGUUUGACAUAGCGCUACGUUAAAGAACACCGGACUCUCUGCCUGGUUCGUCGGAAUAGUUUUGAACGUAAACUC